This is a messenger RNA of Eufriesea mexicana, 1293 nucleotides long. Its product is annotated as neuropeptide Y receptor. Gene Ontology annotation, molecular function: neuropeptide Y receptor activity. Bases 1 to 1293 code for a protein of 430 amino acids. Gene Ontology annotation, biological process: G protein-coupled receptor signaling pathway. Gene Ontology annotation, cellular component: membrane. The record is from RefSeq and is a predicted model, not a curated record. NCBI's taxonomy places the organism in Eukaryota, Metazoa, Arthropoda, Insecta, Hymenoptera, Apidae. The transcript has 6 exons.
AUGAAUGCUGAAAGCCAGGCGAAUCUCUCAUUGGAGAGUCUGCAAGACUCCGAGUCCUGGAACCUGACGAGCACAGAGGACUGCGACUAUUUCUUGGAUUCCGACAGCAUCAUCUCGACUAGCUGGUUUCGUAGCAUCAUAUACCUUCUGUAUGGCACCAUUUUCGUGGUCGCGUUAACCGGAAACGGGCUGGUAUGCUACGUUGUGCAUAGCAGUCCCCGAAUGAAAACCGUCACGAACUUCUUCAUCGUGAACUUGGCCCUCGGGGACAUCCUGAUAGCUCUUUUCUGCGUACCAACCAGCUCCAUCAGCACGCUAAUACUACAGUAUUGGCCAUUCGGCUCAGUACUUUGCUCUACUUUUAUUUAUUUGCAGGCUGUAUCGGUAUUGGUGAGCGCGUACACCCUCGUAGCGAUCAGUAUAGAUCGUUACAUAGCCAUCAUGUCGCCCUUGAAGCCAAGAUUGAGCAAAUGGCAAGCUCAGCUUCUGAUACUCGCUGUUUGGGUGAUUGCUAUGGUGAUUUCGCUCCCUAUUGCUAUUGUUUCGGGACUUUCUCAACCAAUGGCGAAGUAUGAAAGAUGCAACCAGUAUAUUUGCCAGGAAAACUGGCCAUCGAUGGAGAACAAAUAUUACUAUUCGAUUGCGUUACUGGUUCUGCAGUACGUGAUACCGAUAUCGGUCCUAGUCUUCACGUACACCAGCAUCGCAGUCAUGGUGUGGGGUAAGAGACCACCAGGAGAAGCCGAAAACGUCAGAGAUCAGAGAAUGGCUCGGUCAAAGAGAAAGAUGGUAAAAAUGAUGGUAACCGUUGUAAUAGUGUUCACUGUUUGCUGGCUUCCAUUCAAUAUAUUGAACUUGUUAACGGAUAAUAACGAGACUCUCAUAAGUUGGGCUGGAUUUCCCUUCGUAUGGAUGGUUGUUCAUUGGUUGGCUAUGUCACAUUCCUGUUACAAUCCGGUAAUUUACUGCUGGAUGAACGCGAGAUUUCGAACAGGUUUCAUAGUCGCGAUUAGGCGUCUACCUGGAAUACAUCGAAUUCGUAGAGGGAGACAACGUAACAAUUGUCACGCCAGUACAAUGGGCAUUCCUUUAACAGGCCUAAAUGAUUCAAACCAGUCUGUUCUCCGACGUAUGAACACGUGCACAACCUACGUCAGUGUUCGUCGUAAAACAAAUGGAAACUAUACUGCUCCUGCAAGAAGCGCUAGUUUCCGGAACGACUCCUUCCGCCCAACUACUCAGCAAUUACGACAAUUUUCUUAUCUCGAAUCUCAUUCAGAAGAACAACUGUAA